Molecule: messenger RNA, 1140 nt
Organism: Capsaspora owczarzaki ATCC 30864
Lineage: Eukaryota; Filasterea; Ministeriida; Capsasporidae
Exons: 2
Coding region: 202-960 (252 amino acids)
Biological process (GO): mitochondrial respiratory chain complex I assembly; mitochondrial electron transport, NADH to ubiquinone
Cellular component (GO): mitochondrion
Source: RefSeq, a predicted model, not a curated record
CGCUUGCCGUGGUCUAUGAGCUGUUCCGGGAUAACUCCAGGUUUAUUUUCACCACCCAGCACCAAACCCAACAUCUGCAGGGGGUCUGUCUUUCGGAAGAGCAGAGCUGCUGCAGUCUUUGAAAUUUGUGUGCACCAGAUUCAUUGAAUCAAGCCUCCCCCCACCUCUUUCGUCCCUCGCCAUCUCUCCUCAGCUCGCCUCAUGCAUCGCGUAGCGCGCCCGUCCGCUGUAGGAGCAGCCGCCAACUUUGUCAAAGGCGCGUUCGGAUCGCUCAAGCCAAUGGCGCCGCAGCCUCGACAGCAGAUGCUCUACGACUUUUCACAGCCACGCGAUCGCGCCGAGUGGAGCGUCACGUCCGACGCGGCGUUUGGUGGAUUUAGUCGUGCGAAUCUCGAUGCCACAACCGACAGCUCGGCCAUCCGCUUCGACGGCGUGCUCUCGCAGGCCAAGCCGCAAGGGUCAAAGCUGGUUCGGAGCGGCUUUGCCGCCAUCCGCUCCAAGCGAUAUCCACGGACGCCACUCGCGCCUUACACGAUGAAUCUGGAAGCCUUUGAUACUGUCGAGCUCAUUUUGAGAGGCGACGGCCGCACCUACAUUUCCAAUCUCUCAACGGACUCGGUUCAAGAACACGAUGUGUACCAGUCAUUUGUGUACACCCGAGGUGGACCCGAAUGGGAGCGCAUCCUGCUCCCGUUUGCUCGUUAUCUGUUGACCUACCACGGCUAUGUGCAAGAGGAUCAGCCAGUAUUCAACAAGCGCGCGAUUCGGACGUUUGGCUUUUCGCUCGCCGAUGGGGUGGAAGGCCCCUUUGCCCUCGAGAUUAAGAGCAUUCGCGUUCUCAACACUGACAACGACGAUGUCGCUCCAGAUAACUAUCCCGAUUCAACUCCAACAGACAAUUCCGCCGCUCCACCAGCAAAAACUCGACCAACCCCCGACGACCACCCUCGUAGCGCAUAACGCAUGCAUGCGCUUUGACAACCUGAAAGUAUUGGUGAAGUUGAUUUCUGUUGUAGGGGAGCCUCAAUCAAGGCUUUAUGGCAGCAGAUGGUGGUUGUGGUUGCCGCCAUUUUUGUUUUCCUGAUGCUCGAUGCUUGUUGUUGUUUUGCGACUCUGUCUAUGACUAAACUUUUUUCCAAG